Helianthus annuus (common sunflower) is the source of this 873-nucleotide messenger RNA. RefSeq lists its product as uncharacterized. NCBI's taxonomy places the organism in Eukaryota, Viridiplantae, Streptophyta, Magnoliopsida, Asterales, Asteraceae. Bases 1 to 873 code for a protein of 290 amino acids. The record is from RefSeq and is a predicted model, not a curated record. The transcript is spliced from 2 exons.
AUGACGGAGAACCACGAUUUUAAGGCUCCCAGACCUAUGACAAACAAGAAGGGGCAAGACCCCAACUUGUACUGUGAUUUUCAUAAAGACUCAGGGCACUUGACUGACGACUGCUAUAGUUUGCACCAAGAGAUCGAGAGAGCGCUUAAAAGUGGUAAGCUAAGCCACUUGGUGAAGAACGUGCGCAAAGAAACUCGCCAGCUCCAGCGCCAUGAUGAAGGAAAUCACAAGAAAGUCCGACGCUUAGAGACCCACAUGGUCAACGGACCGAGAUAUAGCGCAAAAGAGAAAGGCAAGCGCCCCUAUGAGCUUUCAUGGCAGGAGCAACAGGUCAUUUUCCCGGUAGUGCGCGGCGGUCCUCGCGCCACACGACCCGUCGUUAUUACCGCUGACAUCAUUUAUGAGCAGUUUUUUAACCAAUUUGAUGAAGAAGACAAGGCGAGACUCGAGCCAGUCGACUAUCCCUUGUCCGGAUUUUGCAAUGAGAUGGUUUUCCCACUUGGUCAGAUCAGUUUCCCCGUCACACUUUCUGACGGGAAACAUUCAAGAACAAUAAGCGUGAAUUUCAUGGUGAUGCCCAUGAAAUCAAGGCAUGAUGUGUUAAUUGGGAGGGAGACCCAAGGCGAGCUGAACAUGGUGACUUCAACUCCCCACUCUGCGAUAGGGUUCCUAACCAAAACGGGAGUAGCAAUCAUCUAUGCCAAGAAGGAAGUGAUGUCAACUGAAGAAGUGCGCCCAGCGAAAGCGGCGAAGGUUUCCACAACCAAGCCCGAAAAAUGGGUUUUAAACCGCAAAUACCCAGAGCAAACAGUGACAAUUGGCCACGCCAUUUCGUCUGACACCCGAACGCGUUUAAAGCAAUUAUUGUUCUGA